AUGGCAGAAACGCGUCGUCUCUUUCUUAUAAACUCCCACAUCCUUGGAUCAUUUGCCUUUCACAAGAAAUGCACUGCAUUAGAAGAAUAUAGAGAAAGAGGAAGACCUUUAAACCAGAGGAUCCUUCGUGAUAAGUUUUUAGAGCCUUUAUAUGAUGACUAUAACCACGUUUGGGAAUUAAUGAAAGAAAAAGAAGAUCUAUUUAACCACAUGCAUUAUGCAGACCUCAGUAGAGAAGGGCUAAAAGAACGCUCUCAGAGGCAAAUUAUGCAUAUAUACCCCAAAUGUAAUUUGAAUUAUAAAAGCGUUAGAGAAAAUCCACUUCAUAAAGUUGGGAUUUUGGUGGGAAUGCUGUGCAAUGAUAUUACUUUAGGGACCAGGGUAAUUGUCCAUGCUUGUCUGUAUAUUGAGACCGUGCAGAAUUUGGGGACAGAAAAGCAUCUUGAUCUUGUUAAAAGGGCAUAUGCGCUGAAAGAUUAUGGAUGCUGCGGAAUGACUGAGCUUGGGCAUGGCUCUAAUGUAGCUAAAGUUGAAACUACAGCGACUUAUGAUCAUUCUUCAAGAGAAUUUAUUAUAAAUUCGCCUACUCCAACUGCUGCGAAAUGGUGAAUUGGAGCUGCAGGCAAAACUGCUAACAUGGCUGCUAUUUUUUGUCAGCUAAUUGUAGAUGGGACCAAUCAUGGAGUUCAUGCAUUUGCUGUUCCAAUAAGGGAUUUUGAGACUCAUAAACCUUUUAAUGGAGUUACUUUAGGUGAUUGUGGGCAUAAAUCGGGGCUACAAGGGAUAGAUAACGGAUUUAUUUUCUUUAAAAACUAUAGAGUGUCUUAUGAUGCUUUACUUGAUAAAUUUUCUCAAAUUUCACCUGACGGAAAGUUCAAAAGCCAUAUAAAAAAUAAGGAAAAAAGAUUUGGACUUAUGCUUACUGGGCUUAUUACAGGCAGAUGCGCAGUUUUAUUUUGUGCUGAAAUUCAUCAAAGAAAUGCACUUACUAUUGCUAUCAGAUAUACAUUAAAUGGCUACACUUUGGCUCAACAGUCCAAAUCUAUGGUCACCGUGAACUGAGAUGGACUCCGAGUCAAGAAUCAAGUGCAACUUCAAGUAAUGUGAAUACGAGUAGGUUUUAGCUGCCUUCCUGUUAUUGGAAAUGGAGGUGCCCGCAGCGUCUUUGUAUCUGAGGACUGAUAGGGCAUUCCUCCACAGAAAAAAUGGGGGUUUUAGCCAAGGCUACAGGGGAGCAGUCAUUUUCCUAUAGCUGUCGAAGGAAGGGGAUUUUGAUAUCCGACAGACUCCAAGGAGUUGAUCUUUGGAAUCAAGUUAUUUCAAUCGCCUAUCGCAAGGCCGCAGAAAACCAUAAGCUCCCCAAUCAAAUCUGAAGCUGCAAGGCAAACAGGAUACAGAAGGUGCCAGAAGUGGCACCCGCUUCGAGGGAUAGAACCUCUGGGCUGGAGUCGAAAAGUUGUAGAAACUUCCGUCUGGGAAAUCUUUGGUGACUGCACCACCAAUAUGGCUAACGCUAGCCUAUUAUGGCUAUUAGAUAUGGAGCAGUAAGAAAACAGUUUGGAGGAGAAGUAGAAAGGCCAAUUUUAGAUUACCCAGUCCAUAGAUAUCGACUUAUGCCGCACCUUGCUAAAGAUUUUGCUGCAAAUAUGAGCAUGAAGAUCAUUGCGAGACUCUACAACGAGCGUAUAAAAUUAAUUGAUAGAGAUCCUGAAAUGAUUAAAAUAUGGCGUGGCUCGAAUUUUCUGCUCUCCCAACCAAAUUCAUAUCCCGCAUAUUUUAAUUAUGAGGUUUCGUUUCCCCUGAUGAAAUUAUCCCAGCUAUAUCAGGGAAGCAAGAUCUGGGGUGGUUUUUCCUACGGACUCCUAACCUUAGGGAAUGAUAUUUCUCUCAAAAAGGUACCAUUUAUUCAGGCGGUGGAGACUGAGACCUUAAAGGUCCCAUUCAGACCCAAGCCAGUGUAUGAGCUCAAAGAAACAAAGAAAAGCCGCUAAAGCCCAAGCUUCAAGACUGUCACCAUCAUUGGUAGACAAGGUCCAAGGUAGCCUCAUCUUUGAUGCGCACUGAGGAAAAUUAUGCGAAAUUCGUCCCAAAGCGGUGCUGAGGGUAGCUGUGGUCGAGUAACCUGGUCGUGGUCGUUAAAUAAUUAAGAUAAGAUAGAGAUCCUGAAUCCCCCGAUGUCACAGAGUUCCAUGCACUUGUAAGUGUCUUUAAAGCCCUCCAUGGCUGGUAUAAUCAAAAAGCAAUUCAAGAAUGCAGAGAAUGUUGCGCAGGGCACGGAUAUUCAAGCUACGCAGGCUUUGCCAAGCUUAGAGCUGACAAUGAUGUCCACAUGACUUGGGAAGGCGAAAAUUGGGUCGUCAUCCAACAAACCUCCAGAUGGAUAUUAAGAGCUGUCCAAAGCACAUUUAAAGGCGGCGCUAUUAAAUCUCCAUACUUGCAAUUCAUUAAUUUGAGCUCAGAUAAGCCCAGGUUUUCAAAUAAAGAGCAGCUAAAGCAUGCAGAAUGGCUGAUUUCUCUAUUUGAGUAUCGAUGCAAUUAUUAUAUCACUGAAUCACUUGCAAAACUGCAAGAUAAUGGAAGAAUUUACCAAGAUAUGACUGUAACUUGGAACCAUACCCAAGUUCACUAUUUAAUUGACCUUGCCAAAUCUUUUGGAGAGCUCAUCCAGCUUAAAGAAUUCAAUAACUUUGUAAACGAUCUCACAAGAAAAUGCCCAGCCACUGGACAAGUGAUUGCAAACGUCAUGUAUCUUUUCGCAAGCCAUGUGCUAGAUCAAGAAACUUCUUCUUUCAAGACUACUUUUGACCCAGAACAAGCUAAAUGGAUAGCUGAAACUGUUGACGAGUUGUGUGACGAAGUCGGAGAAAAUGCAGUAAAAAUAAUUGACGCCAUUGCAAUUCCAGACCAUGUGAUUGCCUCAGCACUUGGCCACAGCGACGGACAAGUCUAUCAGAGGUACACUCAAGCAGUAGAAAAUGCACCUGGCUGCUAUGAUCCUCCAAGCUGGCUAAACCUUAUUCACGAAACGCGUAAAGCAGUUAAUCUUUAA
Messenger RNA from Blepharisma stoltei, 3049 nucleotides. Lineage: Eukaryota; Ciliophora; Heterotrichea; Heterotrichida; Blepharismidae. The record is from the annotation of a GenBank genome assembly.